AUGGAGCACGUUGAUAUUUUCCUUGAAUAUUGUUAAUAGAUUGCAAAUUAUUUUCCACAGCUGGCAACAUUAGAUCCGCCACUGUGGCGCGUUGACUUAUCUGGUGGUAGUGGAACAUUGACUACUGACUAGUGAGUUGUGACCGGGGGCAGUGGGCGCUCUAUUAUUAUCAUAUCAUUAAUAGUGUAACAAAAGGGAUUGAGGCGAAGUGUUGUGCAGUUUGUUUGUAAUGACUAGUUUGCUAAAAAGUGAAUUUACAGCAAUUAUCGUUAUAAAUAAACGCAAAUUAGUGCAACAGUAUCUAUAUUAUAUAUAAUAAUGGACGAAAAACCAAAAAAAGCAUUCUACGUACUGCAAUUUCUAGAAAGGCCAUAUGCUUUUUUGGAUGAAUUUAUUUAUAUACCCGCAAGUGACGUAAUUCAAAUCAAUAAAAAAGAUUACACUGUGUUCACAUAUCCCAUAGAACCAGGCAUGAAGAAUAAAUUUUAUUAUGAUAAAUGGCCUUAUUUCUUGGGUAAAGUUAAACGUACGGCAGAUACAGCACAAACGGCAAGAGAUAUUUGUAGAGACUUGAACUCUCGGAAACUAGAUGAUGAAGAAACAGAUUUAAACGGUCCUGAAGAUAAUCCAGCUGAUUUAGAAAAAAAUGGAAAAAAGCGGAAGGCUAAAACAGGACGUACGAAAAACGAAAAAAAAACUAAACUUAGAGAAUCGGGAAAGUCUAAGGAUAUAAAUAUAGAGAGAGCUUUAGACGAUGAUGAUAUGUUAACGCCAGAAUUUAUGCAAACUUUAACGAAGGAAUUGGAAUCCUAUGAAAAACAACAGGAAGAACUGGACGAAGCUAAAAAAGAAAUUCAUAAGAAAUCUUGUUUGCUUAAAGAUUUUAUAGACGAUUUGAAAUCUUACAACGAUGAAGAGAAUACAGUCGAUGAUAAAUACCAAAAGCUAAUCGAAAUAAUCAACGAGAAAGAAAAACAAAUCAUCGAACUUAAAUUGCAACUGAAAGAGGAAAACGGGACAAAGCUUGCAAAUGCCAAAGAAAAUUCUGCUACUCGAUGGACUUUGAGAUAUCCUGAAGAAACUGAUCAUUUAUUCGAGUUACUAGUUGACAGUGGUGUGUAUGUAAAUGGUGUAGCAAAGUCGUACAUUGUAAGGGCGGCAAAAACGAGGACUGACCUAUGUCGCAUGCUUUUACACGAAGUAUUCACAGACAAAGCUUUAAAGACGUGCGAUUUUAAUUCACUGGAUGAACACGCCAUAAACAUUUUGAUACAAGCUGUUAGAUUCAUCCAGCGACCCAGUGGCGAUGACUUUGACACUGUUUCAAAAGAAAAUAUUUUAAGGUCCGUCAAGAAACGGCUUUAUAAUUUAAACAAAAUAGAAGAGUUUAAAUAGAAGGCUCCAGGACCAAUAAUUGUCUCCCCAUUUUCUGUCAUAAGUCAAAGUGUGUCUAUGAUCUACCUUUAUACUGCAUUUUUAUUAGUUUUUGAUUAUUAUUUAUAAUUAUUAUUUAUGAUUAUUAUUACAUAUUUUUUAGGUUAAUCAUUAUUUGUAUUUAAUGUGCCAUUUUAUUGUAGAAUCGUUAUAAAUUAUUGCGUACAUACGCCACAAAUCUAGGCAGGUUUUACAUCAGGAAAGUGCUUGUGAUAAUCGCAACUGUGAUGGUUUAUUUAAGGGAUGAGUCCAGGGUUCGAAUAUAUGAAGCGUUUAUAUAUGUCAAGUGUUGAAAAUAUUUUUAACUUCCAAAGGUUGAAAGAUUUCUUAAAUUUUAGAAUUAUACUUAAAAAAAAGAGAAAUGUUUUAAAAGUAUAUAUUAUGAAAUAUGAUGAUUUUACCAGUAAUGCAGGUCUUAAAGGUUUGUUUUACUAAGAUAAAAUGUAUUAUAAUAGCUAUUUGCCUUGUAAUAUUAAUUAUUACAAUAACUUAAGAUUUGAAUGAACUACCUCAGUUUUUAUGUCUACUAUAGUUUUUCAUGUAUAGAAGAUAAUCUUUUUUUACAAACAUACAAAUAAAGUGAUAAAUGUUG
Molecule: messenger RNA, 2026 nt
Organism: Pieris rapae (cabbage white)
Lineage: Eukaryota; Metazoa; Arthropoda; Insecta; Lepidoptera; Pieridae
Exons: 4
Coding region: 319-1395 (358 amino acids)
Molecular function (GO): DNA binding
Source: RefSeq, a predicted model, not a curated record